AACAGGCUUCCAAGGCAUGCCGCAGGGCUUUAACCCGGCCUUCUUCGGCGCUGGCGGCGCCAACCAGCAGUCUACCGAGUGGCAGAACCCGCACGGCGCCAAGCGAGCUCGAGGCGAGUAGAGCAACGCCUGGAUCGCUCGGCGCUAAGUCCGGGGCACUUGCCACUCGACUUACGUAGAACUGCCCGACCUACCUAGUUUUUAUCUGACUUACUUUACCUCCCGGGCCAUGCGAUAUACGGCACGCCGUCUUGCAAGGUCCGGUUGAGACCAUGAGGCAGUCUAGAGAUUGGGUUUGGAUGACGCCUCAUCUGCCGGUUUGUAUGAUUUGGGUGGGGACGGAAAACCGGCUUUCCGUCUUUUUUUUUUUUUUUUCGUUUCUAUUUUUCAAGGUGUUUCUCGGGCGUUGGGGGGUAUGCAAUAUGGGGCCAGGUUCAUUCGAUCAAUCAUCAAUCAUCACGUUGACUUUUAUUACUACUUUUUGCAAUGUUCUGCUUUGGCUCUGCUGUUUGGGAGUCCACCGUCUGUGGCCUCAUCAUGUUCGGGGGUGUUGUGAUGCGCUCUGUGUGGCAUCCAGUGUUAUGGGUCUCUUUUGUGUUGGGGUGUCGGUGUUACGGUGCAUGCGAGUGUGGUUCGAAGCCUUGGGUGACCGCUUGAUCUGGUUAUGCUUCUCCCCAUGUUGGGUUUUGUGAUGUUUGAUGGUGGAAUGUCUGGUAGGCGAUGGAGUUUGGGUUUGGGAGAUUUGUCAAGCCCGCGUAUACCAAAUACUGCGACUUAUGAUGGUGAUUGGGUUUAAGAUUUGAGCUUGGGAUUCUUGA
Molecule: messenger RNA, 818 nt
Organism: Chaetomium fimeti
Lineage: Eukaryota; Fungi; Ascomycota; Sordariomycetes; Sordariales; Chaetomiaceae
Exons: 1
Coding region: 273-692 (139 amino acids)
Source: RefSeq, a predicted model, not a curated record